CCACCCACCCAUCAACUCUGACGACCCGCUUAGUCGAAAUGGGAGCCGUCGAAGAUGCUGUUGAUGCCGCCGCAAACUUUAUAGGACCGUUUGUAGACAAGGACCCAAAAAGUAGCCCCAGUGCUCUCGAUGCCGACCAACUCGUAGAUCAAGCUCUUUCGCAUCUUCAGGCCAUCAAUAACGCUGACCUGGCCGCGGAUCCCGACGCUCCGUACGAUGCGUCCCUCGCUGGCGUUGCAUAUGGCCUUCUUGAUCUAAUCACUCUGCUUGGCAUUUUGCCUAACCUCUCUCCUGGCGUCGUAUUCAGUCAGCGUCCGAGAUCCGUCCUUACAGUUUUGACCACUGUACCGUCUAGCAGGGAUGCAGGGUUCCUCUCCAGAGUCGUACAAACAUUGAUACCCAUCUUGGAGCAGCGAGGUUCUGGCGUUCAGCCUCUUCUCUCCCAGCGAAUCUUCCCAGAUAUCCUUUCGGCACUUGCAGAGUUAUCAUUCUCUCCCGCCUCAAAUCAAGAGAUACAAACUAGAUUUAAUUCCAUCUACGAGAAGGCCGUUUCCGAAACACCGACCUCUCGGCUUCUCCCAAUCCUGACUACGUUCCUUCAGCAGUCUCUGCCAACGUGGCUGAAGCCAACUAUCUCCAAAGAACUAGCAUUGGUUCCCCUUCGCCAACAGGGAGUUCGUCAUACGAUCGAGUUUCUCUCACUCUCGUACCUCUCCAAGAAUGGGCAUGUGCCUGAAGCCGCCUCUGGCCCGCAGUCGCAAAUCCCAAUACCGCUGGAAGCAGUCACACAAGCGUCCCGUUUGCUAGUACUGCCACCCGCUGAGGUUAGUCAGGACGAUUGGUUACGUAAACUCGCUCCCCAGCUGCUGGCCCUGUUAGACGGUACAGAGGGAAGGGAGCUGAGUAGAGCAGCCGGCCAGGUCAUUGCUGGCGGGAUUCUGAGUAAGAAAACCACUGGUGCGCCAGGAACUGUGGGAUGGGGUUUAUUUGCUCUACCACUACUACAGUCGAUCUACCCGAAGGACCUCGACAAGGCGAAAUCUCGAAUGAGCUCAGAGAAGCAGGUCAUUGUACACGAACAGGAUCUUAAGCUGGCACUAAAGCGGCUCUCUGUCAUCGCUUCGUCAUACUCGCAUGCUGGCCUCUUGCGGCGACUUGUGGGCCCUCUUCUACUUCCGCUCUGGGCACUGUUGAACCAUGCUAAAGCGAGACCGUCGUUGGAUAAAGAGUGGGCACGGCUGGCGCAAAUCAUCCUGACCCGAUAUAUGGCAAUUGCUUGCGACGUGAAACAGGUCGACAACAUUACCUCAAACCUCUUCUGGGAUGGUGAUGUAUUUUGGAUAUUUGGACCGGGAUCUCAGGGUGGCAUCGAGAUACGUCGGCGGGGCAAAGACCUUCACGGUACGACAGAGAUGGACGAAAUCCUGUCACGAAUAGAACAUUUGGAUUCUCGGGUUAAUGUCCUUGUAUCUCUCCUGACAGACACGAAUAUCUCUGUCGACGUCGUUAGUUCGAUAUUUUUGCAAGUAACGAAGCGAUGGUUGUCGCCAAAGCAAAUCCCAGGGACGACGUUGACCAAUGAAUCAGAGAGUGACCCUCUUACUGCCCUAACGGAUGCGAAGCUGUCCGAGGCCUUGGCUACAAAGUUCAAAGAUCAUUUUGCUCGGAGUCCCCAGCACAUUAUUGAGCUGAUGGGGCAGCUUGUCCAAAAUUUUGUUGAAGAACACCAAGUCAGGGCGGGGGAGUUAGUGAAGCCCGAUAAACCAAGUCGAGCGAUGCUAGGUAGCAUCGUCAACAAACAAGGACGAGAUGUUUUAGGAAGGGAAAGUGACGAGGGACAUACUGCGGAUGAAGACCUGGUAUCUUUUGCGCUAAGUAUUAUCACUACCUUGGUAGCUUCGCCUCACUUCAAGAAAACGCCUGUUGUGACAACGACGUUCGACCAGGUUGUACCGUCCCUUGUAUACAUUUCGCAGCCGCACGAUCGACUUCCCAUUUCAUCUUUGCUUACCAACUCUGCGACCAACCUUCUUGCCCUCAUUAGUCCUUCUACAUCAUCCUCAUCAACGCCUGCGACCGCGACGGACCCUCUCUCCGAACAUCGAGCAACACUGAAGACCGUCCUCUCAGACCUCACGUCCUCAGAGCCCCCAAAUCGUACCUGGGCACUCAACACUCUGCGAAAACUCGUACAAAACCCCGCCGCUUUCCCUGUAAUCGAUGUACCGUCAUCGACACACAUGAUUAUGUCAGCUUCACUCGCCGAUCCAGAGUCGUAUGUCCAUACAGCAGCAAUACCCGUUUUAGUCGACCUGGCGAUCCGCGCUCCAAAUCCCGUGACCAGGAUACUAACGGAUGCGUUCAUAGACAUUGACGAGCAAUCUUUGAAGCUCGCUAGAGGCAAGCAAACAGAAGAGCAAGAGAGAGACUUACAGAAUGCUCUCGACUUCCGGUUACGAGUCGGGGAAGUUUUGAAUAACAUCAUCCUUGAGCACUGGUUUAUGGACUCGCACAACGAUGCUGCUCUUCGAUACAGGUGUCUAAAACAAAUCGUUGAGGCUUGUCUAUCGCUUGCAAGCCGCCGUGGCCAGCGCACAAGGACAUUAUCAACGCGCACCCAACUUGCAGAGGCAGAGCAAAAUUUACAAGAUGAGGCCGAAGCAGCAUGGGGCGGUCCCAUACCAAACUUACUUGAAUCUGAAAUUGAAGACCCAAAUGAGCAGGCGGAGCGAAAUGCACUGUCAAAUAUUGUGCAAGGAUGGAAAGAUACAGGAAUUGAGGAAGAUGUGCGGAUUCGUACUUCUGCAUUGAGCGUACUUUCCACUAUCCUUGAAAACCAAUUAGGCCUGCUUAGCCAGCCUACUGUUGAUGCAGUGUUGCAAAUCGUCCUGUUGAUCCUCAGUGUGGAGACACCCGAGGCGAAAGGAAUUCUGCGGCGCGCUGCGGUGCUCGUCAUCAUGGGCCUACUGCGCGGUCUUGAUGCAGCGCUCGAGGAUGGCGAAAAUAUCCCUGUGGGGCUGAGCAUCAAGCAACAAGUAGAGGUUGAAAGGGUGGUCAAAUGGGUCAGAGAUGACGAUGUAGAUGCGCUCGUAAAAGAUCAUGCAGCGAAUGUGGUGGAGGGGCUGGAGACGCUGAGAUUAAAGAAGCUGUACAAGAUGAGGGAAGAGGGGUUGCGACCGGGACUUGAUCUUGGGCUAGAGGGGAGCAUGAGAGGGCUGGAUGUAAAGCCUGAUUUGGAGGGAAAGCAAAGAAAAAGAGUAGUGGUGGAGGAGAUUGAAUAGUUUUGAUCGCUUGAUUCUCGAGGCUAUAGUAUCGCAGACUUUUAAACCAAAUCCAUAUCUGCGCCUCAUGUCCUCGUGGUAUAUCCGAAUAACUGUUGCGGCGAAAGUGCGGCUGUCUCCCGGGUCGCGCGUCAAGUGCCAUGCUCGCUAUCUCGAGUCCCUGUAGGCCUCAAAUGUUGGCACCAUAAUAGUCUUUUGGACGCCGUUCAUAUGGCGUGUCGUAGGCUCAGGCUCUGUACCUGGCGCACUUCAACCGCUCAUGGCAGAAUCCUUGGUAGCCUUCGGUUCCACCUCCUCGGCCUUCCCGAUCCACAAGACGUUGUUGCAUCGUAUCAAAACCUGUCCAAGUGUGCCCGAGCUCACGCCGUUGACAAAUUCUUCCGUAUUCGAGAGUUGUAUGUUCAUGUAAAGGUCGACGGACACGAGUCUGCCCUUGUAUUCGGUUUCGCCCCACUUUAACCGGACGACGAUAUCUUU
This is a messenger RNA of Cucurbitaria berberidis CBS 394.84, 3758 nucleotides long. RefSeq lists its product as uncharacterized. The record is from RefSeq and is a predicted model, not a curated record. Lineage: Eukaryota; Fungi; Ascomycota; Dothideomycetes; Pleosporales; Cucurbitariaceae. The coding region runs from base 39 to 3281 and encodes 1080 amino acids. The transcript has a single exon. Gene Ontology annotation, biological process: protein secretion.